AUGUUGACUCGAAUGUCGCUAAUGCCGUACAUGAUACUUUUAGAUGGAGGAGAAAAGCAAAAUGACAAAUUUUUGCCGUCAAAAGCAUGUUGGACGUGCUGCCGUUUGUCUGGCUUCGAAUGUUAUGUUGAGUCUUGCGCAGUUCAAAUUUCUCUCAAUGCGAGAUUUCAUUUCAUUUCCAACAAUGUUUCUGUGCGAAAUAUAAAAAGAAUUAAAUCUCCGAAUUGUGAAGAAUUUCAAUAUUUUGUCACGCGAGUUCAUUGCGCACUUGCUAUGAGAAUAUCAGCGCUCAUUUCCCCUCGAAAGCAAAACAGAAUUUUUAGUGAAGAUUAA
Molecule: messenger RNA, 333 nt
Organism: Clunio marinus
Lineage: Eukaryota; Metazoa; Arthropoda; Insecta; Diptera; Chironomidae
Source: the annotation of a GenBank genome assembly